This is a messenger RNA of Racocetra persica, 528 nucleotides long. Lineage: Eukaryota; Fungi; Glomeromycota; Glomeromycetes; Diversisporales; Gigasporaceae. The record is from the annotation of a GenBank genome assembly.
AUGCAAUGUAACAAAAAAUCAACUGCAUUCGUUUAUUAUUGCAAUUGUCGUGAAGAAUUAAAAAGUAAAAAGCCACGAAUUGCUGAAAUAUUAAAUAGACGAGACACAUUGCCAAGAAUUAAUCGAUAUGCAUGUGGUGGCACAAUUCGGAUUAAUAUAGAUCGAUCUUGUAAUUUGGCGAUAGUAGGUAUCUAUCAUUAUAUUCAUCCACCACCUGAAGCGAUGGAAGUUUCUUCUCAAAUCCGUGAUUAUAUUAUUAAUAAUAGUCUAUUGACGGUUCCACAACUUUACAAUAAUAUUAAAGAGCAACAACUUGAUGGAUUUUCACAUAUUACCCAACAUCAAGUUUAUUAUUGGUUCAAAAAAGUUACAACAAAAGAAUAUAUGUUUUCCGGUGAUCAAUUAGCAUCAGCUAGACAAUAUUUGGAAAACAAUUAUCAGUUCAAACUCCUUUUUCAAGACCAAAACUCAUUGGCUUUUUUAACACCCUUGCUAUUCGUAUUGCCAAAUAAAGUUACAAAGACAAUU